Mauremys mutica (yellowpond turtle) is the source of this 2735-nucleotide messenger RNA. RefSeq names its product actin related protein 2 (gene ACTR2). The record is from RefSeq and is a predicted model, not a curated record. Gene Ontology annotation, cellular component: Arp2/3 protein complex; actin cortical patch. Gene Ontology annotation, molecular function: actin filament binding. NCBI's taxonomy places the organism in Eukaryota, Metazoa, Chordata, Testudines, Geoemydidae. The coding region runs from base 16 to 1362 and encodes 448 amino acids. The transcript is spliced from 9 exons. Gene Ontology annotation, biological process: Arp2/3 complex-mediated actin nucleation.
GGAGGGGCCGCCGCCAUGACAACCACGAAGGGAGCGGACCCGACGGAAGGCGGCGCGCCGCUAGGGGUCGGACCGCCGCGGGAACUGCAGGCGGCAGCGCCGAGCCGGGCGCUGAUUGGAGGCGGCGGCGUGUCAGUCAGCGCCGAGCGGCGGCGGGUGACGCACGCGGAGCGGAGCAUGGACGCGCUGGGCAGGAAGGUGGUGGUGUGCGACAACGGCACCGGGUUUGUGAAAUGUGGGUAUGCAGGCUCAAAUUUUCCGGAGCACAUCUUUCCAGCUUUGGUUGGAAGACCAAUUAUAAGAUCAACUGCCAAAGUGGGAAACAUUGAAAUCAAGGAUCUUAUGGUUGGUGAUGAAGCAAGUGAAUUACGCUCAAUGCUGGAAGUUAACUACCCAAUGGAAAAUGGCAUAGUCCGGAACUGGGAUGAUAUGAAGCACCUCUGGGACUACACAUUUGGACCAGAAAAACUUAACAUCGAUACGAAAAACUGUAAAAUACUACUCACGGAACCUCCUAUGAACCCAACGAAAAACAGGGAGAAGAUUGUAGAGGUAAUGUUUGAGACAUACCAGUUUUCUGGGGUAUAUGUAGCCAUUCAAGCUGUUCUUACUUUGUAUGCCCAAGGCUUACUGACUGGUGUUGUUGUGGACUCUGGAGAUGGUGUAACUCACAUUUGCCCAGUCUAUGAAGGUUUCUCUCUUCCUCAUCUUACCAGACGACUAGACAUUGCUGGGAGGGAUAUUACCAGAUACCUCAUCAAGCUGCUCUUGCUGCGAGGAUAUGCCUUCAACCAUUCUGCUGACUUUGAAACUGUUCGUAUGAUCAAGGAAAAGUUAUGUUAUGUGGGAUACAACAUUGAACAGGAGCAGAAACUGGCCUUAGAGACCACAGUACUAGUUGAGUCCUAUACGCUCCCUGAUGGCAGGAUUAUCAAAGUUGGUGGAGAGCGGUUUGAGGCACCAGAAGCUCUGUUUCAGCCUCACUUAAUCAACGUGGAGGGGGUUGGUGUUGCUGAACUGCUGUUUAAUACAAUCCAGGCUGCUGACAUUGACACCAGAUCUGAAUUCUAUAAGCACAUUGUAUUGUCUGGAGGUUCCACUAUGUACCCUGGGCUGCCUUCACGACUGGAACGUGAACUUAAACAGCUGUACCUGGAACGGGUUCUGAAAGGAGAUGUGGAAAAACUCUCUAAAUUUAAGAUCCGUAUUGAAGACCCACCUCGUCGAAAGCACAUGGUGUUUCUGGGUGGUGCAGUUCUAGCAGACAUCAUGAAAGACAAAGACAACUUCUGGAUGACCCGACAAGAAUACCAAGAAAAGGGAGUGCGUGUGCUGGAGAAGCUUGGUGUGACUGUUCGAUAAACUCACAACCCUGUUCCCGUCACAUGUCUAACGCUUUUAUUCCUUCAUUGCCAGUCUUUGAACUCAUUCAGCUACAUGACAUGGAAAGGCCUGUCUGUGCCCUUUGACCCAAAGGUCAGGUUUUGUUCUGGCUUCUUGGGGUAGCUUUUCUUAAAUGUUUGUUAAUAUGACUAAAUUUGACCACUUCCCUGCAAACAAAACAGAGCAAGAGCAGCCUGUCUGCUGCAUUGUUCCUUCUCAGGAAGGCAAUUCUGGUGGGCUUUUUUCUUCUGGGUUUAUUGCUGUAGUGCUGCUGGCUUUUGUCUCUAGCUCACUGGGGGUGGUGUGCCUUUCUUAGCAUAAGAAAACCUGUCAGCAGCAGCUUUUACCCUCACGUUAUUGUGGUGUUUACCUUUGCAUCUUUGGCCUUCAUCCCCAUUGGCAUUUAUUAUCACAAUUAGGAAUUCUGAUUAAAACCACAGUCAGAAACUGGUUUAACCAACCCAAAUGGCUUUCCACACGGUUCCAACAUAGUUUGACUCCAAAUGCACUGUCCUCUUAAACUGUGUUAAAAGGCAGUUUAUCUGCAGCUGUUUGACAGAAUUCCUAACCAAAACGACACAGUCAGUGGGGCUUUUCGUGGAGCGUUUCUUCAGAAUGGCUGUCUAAGCAGUUAUUGCCGCAAACCAACAAAUAUCAGAAACCUCCAGUAUUCUGACAAAUUUAAAUUUAUAGCCGUAUAGUUUCUUGGUGUUGUACAGCUUCACUGCUACGGGACACUGGGGGUCACCUUUAUUUAGAAAUACUCUUCUUUCUAUAGUUAAAUUUUGGUACCAUGUUGUGUCUAUGUAAUAGAGAGCAAGAGCUAUUAUGUUAUCGAUUCCAUUUCAUUGGGUUUGAGGUUUUGGCUAAGAAAUUUUAGAGCAGUUGGGUCUGGAGUCUAAAUCUUAACCUAUUGAAAAAUAACAUUUUCAAAAAUGCUUGUAAUAAUUCUAAUUAGAUGCAAUAAAAUACCCCAACAAACCGAGUUGUAAAAGCUUGUUGUUAGCGCUUUUGUGUACAUCAGAAGCGCUUCUAUUAAAAUUUGUAAGUACGUGAAUCCAGUGCCAAGUAGUUAUUGCAAAUGAAUCUUUCAUCUUAACUGACCAAUGUUUGUUUAAAUAAAGCAAGUAGAUAUUUAUAACAACCACUGGCAGUAGGUUAUGAAGAAUGACCUAUAUUUGUUGCAGUUAAAAAUAACAUUGACAUGUGAGACUUGUUGCUAGUUGGUAAAUAUACACAAUUCACUCUGUCUAGUCUUGAUUUUUGAUACUUGUGGGGGGAAGGAAGUUAAACCAGCGUUGAGAAUGUUGUUUCCAAAAAACACAUUAAAAGCUGAGAUUCAUUGAAAAAUA